Molecule: messenger RNA, 1476 nt
Organism: Trichomonas vaginalis G3
Lineage: Eukaryota; Parabasalia; Trichomonadida; Trichomonadidae
Exons: 1
Coding region: 1-1476 (491 amino acids)
Source: RefSeq, a predicted model, not a curated record
AUGCUUUAUCAAGUUGUUGGACACCAAUCAGAUAUAUUUCUUCAACCAAAUUUGGUUCCUACGAAAGUCAAUGGAUACUUCAAUCAAUUACUCGAAAUAUACAUUCCACAAGUUUUAAAUCAAUCUACAAUAGAAAUAAUACCAUCCUUGAAAUCUAAAUACCGAAUGUUUAGUGUUUAUCCUUAUAAAACAUCUCUUGCUAAUGGAAAAUAUAUUCCAGAAUUAAAAUCAUACGUUUUUAAUAAAGUGAAUUCAGGAAUGAAUGUUUUCAACUUAAUUACGGAUUGGGAUCAAGAAGAUAAGAUUGAAGUGGCAGUUCUAAACAACUUGAAUACAAUUUUCGAAGUUAAGAAAUCUUCAGAGCUUUUAUUUUCUAUACAUCAGUACUUGAUAGUUGUUUACGCAUCUAUCACUGCAAUCUCCACCUUAUUCUUGGUUAAAUUUUUUUGGGAUAUUUCUCAAAUUCUACCAUUUUUAUUUGCAAUUGCUGCACUCACACUUCCUAAAUACCAAACUAUACUUGAUUUAAGACUUAAAUAUACUGAUCUUUCUUAUAAAAAUUACCCAAUGACAGAUUAUUCUUCUGAUUGGAUUACUUAUGAUACUAAAGCAGUUGAAAAAGCACUAAAAGAUAAAGUCACUUACACUGAAUGCCGUUUGUGCAACUUCAAACCAAAUUUAAUUUAUAAUAAUCGCUCAACAGAAAGAGAUAUUAUAUUAAUUUCUAUAGUUGGAGCAUCAUCAGGUUUUGAAUCAGCCAUUAGUGCAAGAACAGCUGGUUUUAAAGGAAAAAUACUCAUCUUUACAGAUUCAGAAGUUCCUGACCGCAUUAAGAAAUGUGGAGCAUAUGUUAUACAUACCAGCACAACAAUCUAUGCUGGAUUGUAUCUAAAGCAAUAUAUUCGAUUCCCAUUAAUUGCCUCAUUUAUUGAUAAAUUUGGUUCAUAUUUUGACAGGUUAAUUUACAUCGAUACAAGUGAUGUCAUGUUUCAAUCAGACCCAUUUAAUUGGAACGAUGAUGUUGUUCAAUUAAGUGAUGAGAACUCUCCUUAUUACAAUAACUUUUUCGUUAAACGUUGGGGCCCCCAAUUUGUUGGACUUGAUCAUGAAUGGUUCAAGGAUAAAGGAAAUAUAAUUUGCUCAGGAGUUUUCGGUGGUACUGGCAAAGCUCUUGGUCCGCUUGUUAAAUUAGUAUCUGGAUAUUGGAGACCUGGAGAAGAUGUUAUUCCUGAUCAAGGCGUUUUAGAUUUUAUAUUAGCAUCAAAUAUUCCUAAAAACGCUGGAAUUAAAUUCGUCUCAAAUAAUGAUUUAGCAACUGUUGGGAUUCGUUUAUGUGACAAUGAACUUAUCAAACAGUUCGAGAUCGACGGUCCACCGAACUUUAAAGAUAAUCUAUUCAACAUUUAUCCAGCAAUUGUUCAUCAAAUUAAUCGUAAUUCACAAAUCCAAAAUAAAUUUAAUGAACUUUGCAAGUAA